GGGGAAAUUUCAGACCUACGCGGGCUUGGAAUUCCGCCGGCUAUUUCUCAUUUCCACUUAUCCUCACCUAGAUGUGCGGGUUCCGGUGAGCUGUGCCUAUCUGCCCAACUGAUUGAGGAUCCGCAUGGUCAUUAUCCUGGCGUCGUCUUCAGCAGAGACGAAAACGAGAGAUAUAGAGAAGGGUGUGAAUCGGAUGAUUUAACGGAACACGCACUAGGAAGUUUACCGUGUGCAACAUGAUUUGCUAUUCAUCUAUUUAUUUAUUAUUGCUUCUUUAUCUCGCUUUGGUAGUUUUUCCGAUUCCUCUAUGUUUUGAUGUUCUUCUUGCACCUUCUGUAGAUAGCUCUCUGUGAUUUCUCGCCUCACACGUUUAACAGAGGUAGCACCGGUGCGAGAUCCAUUUCACUGAGGGGGUGAAUUUCCUUCAUUGAUGAUUUGGAUUAUUAAGAUGUUUGCUUCUAUGGUUUAUAUAUAUGAGGAAGCUUUUCCAUUUUCAUUGUCGAGAGUGUAUUUUGUACUGAACGUUUGUCUGGAUAAUUGGACAAUGGUUUCAUGUUUGCUAUGUGCUCUAUAAAAUUCUA
Molecule: messenger RNA, 581 nt
Organism: Linum tenue
Lineage: Eukaryota; Viridiplantae; Streptophyta; Magnoliopsida; Malpighiales; Linaceae
Source: the annotation of a GenBank genome assembly